GUGUGACUCAUGUGGGUGCUCCCUUGGUAGAAACAGGAAUGGAAUGGAUCCGCAAUCGUAACGGCGCGGAAGAAUAUCCUAGGCUAGGUUCUCCAGUGGGAGCAUGGCAGCGGAAUUUGUAAAUGGGAAGGAUGCACACUCUCUUCUCAAACGCUUUCCACGGGCUAAUGGGUUUCUCGAGGAGUUUCGGCAGGGCAACAUUGAAAGGGAGUGUGUGGAGGAGAGCUGCAGCUUCGAGGAGGCUAAUGAAGUGUUCGAGAACAAGGAAAAAACAAUGGAGUUCUGGAAGACACGUAGUAUCUACGCAGUGAACAGCAAUAACGAAUCUCGCUCAGAGCGCGCAGACACUGUGUACAUGGUGGUGCCUCUUCUGGGCGUGGCCCUCCUCAUCAUCAUCGCGCUCUUCCUCAUUUGGCGCUGCCAGCUCCAGAAAGCCACACGCCGCCGCCCAGCGUACACCCAGAACCGCUACCUGGCCAACCGCAACACCCGCAGCCUUCCCAGAAUCCUAGUGCACCGUGAUAGCCCCUCCCACGCAGAGAUUUCCCACACCAGUGAGCGGCCCAGCGUGGUAGUCGGCGGCGGGGAAAGAGGUAGUGGUGUGGCCCCAGACUCCUCACAGAAUGGCGGGCAAGCUCCAAACAGCCGCAGCCUUUAUGUCCAGGACUCCUCCAUGUCCGUGGCGUCACGUUUGUCAGGGGCCACACCUCCUCCCUCCUACGAGGAAGUGACAGGCCACUUGGAGAGCAGUAGCGACGAGACCACUGCCCCUUAUAGCGAUCCACCACCCAAGUACGAGGAGAUCGUUAAAGAAAAGUGAAACCGCGCAUGCAAGAGAUGUGAAACUGGGUCGCUUGCUGCCAGGCAUGGGAAGCAACUGAAGAUGCCCUAAUUCCCAAGUGCUCAUCACAGUUUGGGUCUGUCAGGCCAGAGUGUGCUACUUGCAUUUUUGACUUCUUGAGUUGCCCCAGGCUGAUGCCGAAGGUCUUGGUGGGAGUGUGUGAGCUGCACUAAGAGAUGUGGUUGUUGUCGUUACGUGGUGCCCCUGAAUUCAAAUCUUUUGAAGGUCAGACUUGCUUUGUGGCUGGGACUACUCACUGCUUUUUCCCUCUUCCGGAACCCUGGCAUCAACUUGCUACACUCUAACCCCUCACUUCCUAUCCCUUCAACCCCCACUAUAUACCCAAAGCUUCUUACAAAUCCAGUCUUUUUUUCCUUUCUUUUUUCUAGGAGAAAGAUACAGCUGUGAAAAGAAGUGAGACAAAUGUGCUCACCCUCCAGUUUACUAUAUGCAGGAUUAAAACUGUAAAACUUCUAAGGAGAUCUUCAAAAAGCACUCAGACAAAGAAAUGACCUGGAGACGGGUCAUCUGAACUGUUUUAUAAAACGAGGAACAGAAGAUCUCUGACAUGUCUAAAGGGGCUGUUUGAGAGCACUGUGUGCCAGCAAUGGCACUUGAAAAAUGUGCUACCAUGUGGAAAAUAUUCUUGGUUUGUAAGGCAUGUGGUUUUGCUGCACAUUUUUAUUAAGCUCACCAUUGCUCACUCUGCCUGAAUACACAGUUGGUUACAGGCCUUAAACACAUGUCACAAUCAAUAGAAUAGUUAAUCAGUCUGUCUGUCUAUUUAGCAGUUUCUUGCUUUGAGUGAUCUCACCAAAUGUAUGAGAUUUUACUCCCAAUACUGUGCUCAUACAACACUUUCCAAGACGCAACUGCUUGUCUGCGCCAUACACAAAAACCCACUGAGAGCACAAUUACUGGAUAAUAUAACAUUCCAGACCCUUAAUAGACCCCACUCCCCCCACCCCUUCUCCAUUUACAGCUCUCUGACUGUUUACAGCUUUUGUUACUCUUUUUUAUAAUGGCAUAAAACAAACUGUGUGAAUUUGUAUAAAGCAUUAUGUGGCUUUCAACCUCACCAGGUGCUAUAAUGUAGUACAAAUGCUGCUUGUCCUCACAUUAUGUUCCUCACACACUGUCUAUGACCCUUGGCUUAUAGUCUUAACGAAUCAGCCAAAUUGCCUGUCCAUAACAUGCGCUUGAACAGUGUUUUUUCAGCUCAGGUUUAAGCCAAUGAACUGCCGCCUUUGCAGUAAAUAUGUAAAUAAUUUCCCACUGCCAACCAAUGGGGGAAUGGGUCAAGGGGUUAUGCAUUGAAAGCUGUGUUUUUGAGUGAUACAGAAGAACAUCACAUUAGGUCAUUACACAUGGUGUUCCUCAGUGUUGCAGAGUAGAAGCCGAGCACUACAUUUAUAACAUAGCGCGAAAAUUAUUCUGCACAAUAUAUAAUCAUGUGAAUAAACGUAUAGCAGAUGCCAGUCUAUCCCAGUGACUCAAAUGGUGCUUAUGUAGGUGAAUACGUGGAUCACACCGACUGCACACUUAUUGCGUUGCAGUCCAACAAAUUUCGUUUCAAGCUGGAUGUUGCGUUUGGCCUUGCAACACGUUGCAGUAACAUUUGCAGUGCAUUCUCCAUUGGACUUUUCCCUUCACGUGUACUCUCCUCAGGUUUUGAGGUUUUGUUUUAUUUAACUACUAAAUAUCAAAUAGUCCGCUACAUAUCUGGACUUAUUCACAUUUAAAUGAACUUUCCACUUUGAAAAUAACCCCUAAAAGGAGGAUAUGGACGCAUACAAUUCUAACACAAAAUUAAAACUAAUCUGUCUAGUUAGCUAUCAGAGAGUUCCUGUUUGAUUUUGAAAGCUAUCAUAUAAUGAAUGGUUUACUCACCAAACGUGGCACCUACUUCUAUUUAAGUCUGGCUUAGUUUACAGAAAUUGAAUUACGGAUGAUUACCAGUGAGAAGCGAAUUCGUUUUUCUUGGCAUUUUCAUACCAUUGUAAACAUCCCAACUGACUAGCAUUUAUAGCGCAGACUUUAUGCGGUUAGCCGGUAGGUGAGGUACGAGACGAUCUGUUCCACCGAGAUAUUUAUCGUACUUGAUUCGAGAACUAAAACUCAGUUACCGUUUUGCAUACAACUAAAUACCGAUAGCUAGCUAUUGAUCAGGUACAAACGCGAAGCCCUCCAAAACCGGGACGACAAACAACCGUUGAAACCUGUGUCCAUGCUGAUUUUUGGCACUUUCUCGUUAGCAGACUGAAUUAAAUAGACAAAUCUACAGAACAUGAGAAGUCAUUGUGUGAAAUAUUACAGUAACGCUUAAUGCAGUUCGUGUGAUCUGGGAAUCAAAUCCUGAUGGUUAACACCCCUUCAAGCAAACGUGUUAAGACACUUGUCCAAAGACUGGGACAUACCACUGGAGCACAGCAUGAAAUGAUCCGCAAUUAUUUUUUAAAUAUACGUUGCGAUAUGACCUUCAGAUAACCAGAAUGAGAAAAGUAUGCCAGAUAUAUUUAUUAGUUGGUAUGUGACUUGUGCCUUUGCGUGUUCAGGCUGUGAAGUUUUGACCUCUCUUUGAGCAUGAAGAUAGGGCUGGCACAGCUGUUUUAGAGCCAACGGUGAUGCGGUUUUGACUCACCCUUCAGUCAUGUCACCUGAGCCUCUGAACUGACCCAGGUGAACAGAAUGAAAAGAAUGCUCUGAACAAACCAUUUUACAUUGAAGGAUCAAGCACAGGCACCAAGUCCUUGAGACCAUGUUGUUUGAUGGCUGAAACUGCUGAUCUAAGAUCAGGGGUUGCACCUUUGUUCUCAGAAGAAUAAAGAGUAAAUGAGCUGAAGCUUACCAUUGGAAAUUAAGUUAAUGUCACCUGUUUCAUUCAGCGUUGAAGGAACGGUGAUGCAUCAAAGGGGUUAUGGGUUGUGACUAAAGUGCAACACAUAAGCUAUAACCUCACAUCAUGUGUGUUUGUUGUUUUUUUUGUGGAGAAUGAGACAAAUAUGUGAAUGUGUGUGUGUGUGUGUGUGUGUGUGUAUUCCCACCUAUCUACAUAGAAUGUUUCACCAAAGCUAGUUUUCCCCCCACAACUUAAACAUGUGUCAUCUAUGAAAUUGCUGAACUUAUGUAGGCUACAGCUUUUGUUUUUCUGAUCAGUCUAAUUGCAUGUUUAUAUUUUAUCAUUCAUACUAAUUUGUUAUAUUUUUAAGGCUUCAUGUCAACAUUUUAGUGAGGUUCUAUAUAUCUUGACUCUUCAUGUGCUGGUUACACCUAUUUAAACACUUUUUAAAUCAACAUAAGCACUGUUGAAAUUGUAAUACAUAUUUAUGUAAUAUAAAACUGUACAUUUGUUUAUGUGAACUUGUAUAAAAAUAUAUGACCAUAUUUUAACAUGUCCAUUCCAUAGACUACUUACUAUUUUACUAUUUUAUCAUGUCUAUAUGCUACGUAUUUAGAUAACCUACAUUUAAGUGUAUAGCACUCCCAGCCAUUGAUGUAUGAAUUCUUUUUUUCAAACUUAUGAAUGCUUUUAUCUUGUUCACAUAAAAAGGUAAAAAUAAUUCAAUCAUGUGCUAAACUUAGACUGCUUAACGCAGGGCUUAUGAGAGCAUUAUAGCUGGUCAGUGAAGCUCACCGAAAGAAAAUGAAGCUGAACCACAUGCUAUAAGACUACUGAUUUGACCAAUUUCAUUGCCUAAAAUCAGAAAGAUGCUGGAGUCUUCCCCAAAAUCACUCUCACUCUUUCUCUCUCAAUUUUAUUUGAAGAGCUUGCAAUUCGACUGUCUUAAAAGCAAAUAUAUAGCACAAGAUGUAAAGAAUAUGAUAUUAUUAUUGUAUAACAAGAUAGUGGUUGCGAAUACUUUAUAGGAUGUGCAAGAUGACGGAUUUGUUGACAGACUAAAGUGCAAAGCUUUCGCCACAUCUAUCAAUUCGCGUAGGCUACUUGUCAUUCUGCACUGUUGUUGACCUUUAUAUCUGAUAUUCAUGGUCGUGAAUGCACCUUCAAAAUACUGGAGUUUCCUUAGAGAACAGUUAUUACAAAAUACCCUUUCAUUACUUUUUUCAUGAUUUUUCUCCUCUCACGCCAUUUAUGCCAUGGCAAAGUCACGGACCCUAUAUGCACAAAAAGCUAUGGUUAUUUCUGAUAUUCUUGCUUUGGUUGGUGGUUUGAAAAUAUCGGUAUUUUGCUCCUGUCAAAUGCCCCCGACAGUUUCCCCCUUUCAGUUUCUCUGUCCUCACAAUCUAAGUGCCAAAUUUAGCUACUGUUCGUGAAAGCACUGUAUCCUUCGCGAAUAU
This is a messenger RNA of Electrophorus electricus (electric eel), 5137 nucleotides long. RefSeq names its product proline rich and Gla domain 3 (gene prrg3). Gene Ontology annotation, cellular component: extracellular region. Gene Ontology annotation, molecular function: calcium ion binding. The record is from RefSeq and is a predicted model, not a curated record. Lineage: Eukaryota; Metazoa; Chordata; Actinopteri; Gymnotiformes; Gymnotidae.